CUUCCUCUUUUACCGCGCUGGUGGCACGCAAACCAGUCGCUUCGACAGGGAGCCCCACUGUUUCGUGGGCGACGGGGCGUCCAGCAGCUCCUAGCCGGCUAUUUCGACUGACUCCCCCCCCCCCCCCCGAGUUUCGGAGGUCGACCCGUCCGGUUGUUAGUGCGUUAAAGUGAGGAGGAGGAGCAGAAGGAGGAAGAGGAGGGGGUCAGUCCUGUCAGCCACCAUGGCUGCGACGUAGCGCAACUUUUGUAAUCCGCGGCGGAGGAACGAGCAACUUUUUUUUAGCGAACUUCCAGGGAGGCGCGAGGGAAGGAGGCAACAUGAAGAAGCAGUUCAAUCGGAUGAGGCAGCUCGCCAACCAGACGGUCGGGAGGGCUGAGAAAACUGAGGUGCUGAGUGACGACCUCCUACAGAUCGAGAGGCGACUGGAGUUGGUGCGUUUGAUGUCGCACAACACGCACAAGAGGCUGGUGUCCUGCCUGCAGGGUCAGCUGGGCACGGACACCGAGAAGAGACAUAAAAGGUUGCCGCUGACUACGCUGUCCCAGACCAUGCAGGAGGGAGGCAGUCAGCUGGGAGACGAAAGUCUGAUCGGCAAGAUGAUGGACGUGUGUGGGGAGGCUGAGGGCAGGUUAGCGGCUGAACUGAUGCAGCAUGAAGUCCAGAUUGAGAGAGACGUCCUGGAGCCUCUCAACCAGCUGGCUGAGAUUGAGAUUCCCAAUAUUCUAAAACAGAGAAAGCAACUCGCCAAGCUGGUUCUGGAUUAUGACUCGGCCAAGACGAGGUACUACCAGGCAGCAAAGUCCAGCAACCACGCUAUGGCAGCUAAGGCCGAUUCCCUCAAAGACGAGAUGGACGAGGCUCUCAACAAAGUAGAAAUAUGCAAGGACCAGCUCUCUGCAGACUUGUACAGCUUUGCUUCCAAAGAGGGAGACUAUGCGCGCUACUAUGUCCUGUUGUUAGAGGCCCAGGCCGACUACCACAGGAGGUCGCUGGCAGCUAUGGAGGCCGCUAUACCGACGAUCAAAAUGCAGCAAGACUCCUGGAUGGAGAAGCCGGCGUUCGGCACGUCUCUGGACGAGCACCUGAAGAGGAGUAACCGCGAGAUCGCUCUGCCAAUGGAGGCCUGCGUCAUGAUGCUGCUCGAGACCGGCAUGAAGGAGGAGGGUCUCUUCAGAAUAGCUGCUGGAGCCUCAAAGCUGAAGAAGCUGAAAGCGGCGCUGGAUUGCUCCACCUCGCAGCUGGAGGAGUUCUACUCUGAUCCCCACGCCGUCGCCGGAGCCCUGAAGUCCUACCUCAGGGAACUUCCUGAACCUCUAAUGACUUUUGGCUUGUACGACGAAUGGACUCAGGCCUCCAAUGUGUCUGACACUGACAAGAGGCUCCAGGCUUUGUGGGUGGCGUGUGACCGUUUGCCAAAAACUCACAAGGCAAACCUCCGGUAUCUGGUGAAAUUUCUUGCCAAACUGGCUCAGGACAGUGAGGUUAAUAAAAUGACUCCAAGCAACAUCGCCAUAGUCCUCGGGCCAAACCUGCUCUGGGCAAAGACUGAGGGGACGCUGGCAGAGAUGGCAGCCGCCACAUCCGUCCAUGUGGUCGCCAUCAUUGAGCCCAUUAUCCAGCACGCCGACUGGUUCUUCCCUGAAGAGGUGGACUUCAACGUGUCGGGCAUGUUCGCAGCAACCUCGGACCUGGACCCCGCCCUGGAAAGGAAGCGCCCCGGCAGCCUGGUGGGGCAGGACGGGGACGGUCACACCCCCCGUAAAGACAGCCCUGUUAACAAACAGCCGGAGCCCGCUCCACGUAGAGCCAGCGCUGUAAAUAGAAAGCAACCGCAGCUAACCUCACCCACCUUCCAACCCCCAGUGGCCCCUCUGGAGGCCUGGGGUCCUGCCCAGUCUGAGCCCCAGCUUCUGUCCCCGGCUGCAGAGGCUGAGCAGCCUGGCCUGGGUGGUGCUAGUUCUGGUGCUGGUGGUGGUGGUGGUCGGGGUGGUGGGGUCCAGGUAGCGACAAUGCAACCUCGGGUUGUAGCCCAGCUGAGCGCAGAGGAGAGCAGCCCUGCCCGUGAACACACGUCCACCCCCCCGUCCCAGAGGAAUGGUUCAGUCCAUCUCACAGUAGGAACCCCCCACUCUCAGGGUGGAUCCAGGGGGCCAAGUCCACACAUGGUUCGCAGAGGCACCAAGAAACAGGCUCCGCCCCCCCCCAAGCAGUUCAGCCCCUUUGCCUCUCAAGCUAGCAACGCCCCCAGCUCCCCUCAUUACCCACCCAUCACCCCCCGACGCAACCCCAGCAAAGACAGCCUGAUCCAGGCGCCGAGCCACCCGCCCCCGCAGCCUCCUCUAGCCCCCCACGCCCAGGGGGAGGCGGAGUCCUCUCCCCCCAGCAGUCCCACUCCUCCCGGUACUCCGCCCAGCGAUGGGCCGCAGUCCAGCCCGCUGUCUUGCUACCAGUCCGGAUCUCUGCCUCGCCCCUCAAGGCCGGCCCCCAAACCACGGCCCCGCCCCAGCAUGCCGCCGCCCCCCCAGCCGGCAGGAAAUGACACCGGUAACGGCGUCUGCGGCUCCUCCUCCAAGAUCAUAACAGAAGGAGGCGUAUCCCUGAAGGGGAUUGGACGAGCCUUCAUCCCUGAAGUGAACGUGGACCAUCACCGGGAGAGCUCUGCUGGUCAGGAGCCCGCCCCCACCCACACCACCACCCCCCCAGACUCCUAUGCAGAGCCUCAGACAGAGUCCACCGCUCUGUGAAGAAUCGAGGGCUCGCUGCGAUCCUCUUUAACUCAGCCGCUCCGUGUAACAAAGAACCAUCGGUCCAGCCCGGAUCCUCACACUCUAUGCACAAGAUGUCCGACUGCUCUCUGGGGGGGGAAGUCUGCCGUUUCUUCUUAUUUGCGGAGUCGUAUCUCAGAAAAACACUCGCAGUUCCUGUUAGCUACUGGACGUCAUAUCUCACGGCCGAUGUUCUAUUUUUCUGGGUAUUUUAAGAUUGGACUGCAGAGCCUUGCUGGCCUGGAGGCAAGUGAGCGCUAAAUAUAUUGUAUAUGUAACCGAAACAUGCUGAACUCAAAAGGUGCUGAGCUUUCAAAGCUUUCACUUGUCUAUUUGAACUUUUAAUCCAGCUAUUGAUGACAUCGGUUCAAUGCUUUUGUAAGUUUUUUUGAGACCGAAAUCUGUGAAUCCUGUUCAGCAGCUUUUUGCGGAUGUUCUUGAGCCAGCCACUGAUUAUCUAUUCAGCAUUUUCCCGAUUGGCCAAUUCCAAUAAUUGUCCCACUUCACUCUAAACACUUGUAAAGGACCAAAGAAAUGGAUGUAGGCCAAAGGAAAUUGAAUAUAAGUUUAGAGGUUUUGUGCAAUAAAAUGCAGUUGUCUCCCACAGUGCAUUUGCUGUACAAUUUGUUAUUUCAGUUGUCUUUUAAUCCAGUGUGGAAGAAUAUUGUUUGAUUCCAAAUGGACAAAUUCAAAAUUGCUUUAAACUUCAGAUUGAUCAGCUGUCCUCAUUAAAAGGGAUUUUUUUUGUGUUAAUUACUUUAAAUACAAAGCUUGUAAUCCAUCUCUCCCACUCGAGCUUAACGCUAUGACCAAAUACAGCCAAAUUCUAUUUUGUGUAUAAUAUUGACCACGGCUGAUCAUCUUUUUUCUGUAUUUUUCUAUAUAUAUAUAUUUUUUGUCUACUUGCUUUUUUUAUUUCUCAUUCAUGCAUUUCUAUGUUGUCUUCUGCACAUAAUGCAUGAUUACUCUUGAUAAUUAAAGGUUGUUCAUCAUUUUA
This is a messenger RNA of Gasterosteus aculeatus aculeatus (three-spined stickleback), 3765 nucleotides long. It is a transcript of the gene arhgap17b, whose product is annotated as Rho GTPase activating protein 17b. The record is from RefSeq and is a predicted model, not a curated record. Gene Ontology annotation, cellular component: intracellular anatomical structure; cytoplasm; cytosol. Gene Ontology annotation, molecular function: protein binding; GTPase activator activity. Lineage: Eukaryota; Metazoa; Chordata; Actinopteri; Perciformes; Gasterosteidae. Gene Ontology annotation, biological process: regulation of actin cytoskeleton organization; signal transduction; regulation of Rac protein signal transduction.